Messenger RNA from Blumeria graminis f. sp. triticale, 546 nucleotides. The record is from the annotation of a GenBank genome assembly. NCBI's taxonomy places the organism in Eukaryota, Fungi, Ascomycota, Leotiomycetes, Helotiales, Erysiphaceae.
AUGCCAAACGAGAUGACCACAUCCCUUAUCAAGAUAAGCCUAAAAUUAUGGGAACAUGGCCUCCAACACUGCCAGCCCGUCGAGCCUUCUUCACUCUGUAUAAAGCAGCUCCCUUUGCCAAUUCUAAAGCCCAUAUUUUCCAUUACUCAAACUCCAGACUCUAAACUCCAAUCUUCUAAAUCAUACCCAUCAAUAUACAUUUUUCUCUCGCAACUACUCCUAACCAUGUCCACCUCAAGUAAAUCAGGUAACAAUCCGCUCAUCCUCCCAACCAACCACUUUCCUAAUCUUCACACUUCAGUCCGCUCUCCGUCUGUCUCUUCGACUGCAUCUAGCAAUUUCAGCUCGAUCGAGAUGCCCAUGGGCUUUUUGGAGCUCACCACACCUCACCAUCACCGUUCUGACUCCACGGCCUCGUCAGACUCUUGUGACGGCUUUCUACAACUCACACCAACUGUUUCCACAGCUCCAAACCUCUGGGUCGCUGCUCAAGCAGGCGCCGAAGAAGCACAGUCCCUGGACUUGACCAACUCGGCCGAUAAUUAG